Messenger RNA from Pterocles gutturalis (yellow-throated sandgrouse), 862 nucleotides. RefSeq names its product calcium channel, voltage-dependent, gamma subunit 5 (gene CACNG5). NCBI's taxonomy places the organism in Eukaryota, Metazoa, Chordata, Aves, Pterocliformes, Pteroclidae. The transcript is spliced from 5 exons. The record is from RefSeq and is a predicted model, not a curated record. Gene Ontology annotation, biological process: regulation of AMPA receptor activity; positive regulation of synaptic transmission, glutamatergic; transmission of nerve impulse. Gene Ontology annotation, molecular function: channel regulator activity; voltage-gated calcium channel activity. Bases 1 to 840 code for a protein of 279 amino acids. Gene Ontology annotation, cellular component: postsynaptic density membrane; AMPA glutamate receptor complex.
AUGCUUUUGGGGAUGAGCGCCUGCGGCAGGAGGGCGCUGACCCUGCUCAGCAGCGUGUUCGCCGUCUGCGGCCUCGGCCUCCUGGGCAUCUCCGUCAGCACCGACUACUGGCUCUACCUGGAGGAAGGCAUCGUCCAGCCCCAAAACCAGUCGGUAGAAAUCAAGCUGUCGCUGCACUCGGGGCUCUGGAGGGUCUGCUUUCUGGCAGGUGAAGAGCGUGGCCGGUGCUUCACCAUCGAAUACGUCAUGCCCAUGAACAUCCAGCUGACAUCUGAAUCCACAGUCAACGUCCUGAAGAUGAUCCGCUCUGCCACCCCCUUCCCUCUGGUCAGCCUCUUCUUCAUGUUCAUCGGCUUCAUCCUCAGCAACAUCGGCCACAUUCGGCCCCACAGGACCAUCCUCGCCUUCGUCUCGGGGAUAUUCUUCAUCCUCUCGGGUCUGUCGCUGGUGGUGGGGCUGGUCCUCUACAUAUCCAGCAUCAACGACGAGAUGCUGAACAGGACCAAGGACUCAGAAACGUUCUUCAAUUACAAAUACGGAUGGUCGUUCGCCUUCUCUGCCAUCUCGUUCCUUCUCACGGAGAGUGCCGGGGUGAUGUCCGUGUACCUCUUCAUGAAGCGCUACACGGCCGAGGACAUCUACAGACCUCACCCCAGCUUCUACCGUCCCCGGCUGAGCAACUGCUCUGACUACUCGGGGCAGUUCUUGCACCCGGACACGUGGGCGCGGGGACGCAGCCCUUCGGAUAUCUCCAGCGAGGCGUCGCUGCAGAUGAACAGUAACUACCCGGCUCUGCUCAAGUGCCCCGACUAUGACCAGAUGUCCUCGUCCCCGUGCUGAGCCCCACCGCCCCUGCGCCCGC